Messenger RNA from Punica granatum (pomegranate), 2009 nucleotides. The record is from RefSeq and is a predicted model, not a curated record. Lineage: Eukaryota; Viridiplantae; Streptophyta; Magnoliopsida; Myrtales; Lythraceae.
AGCCCAGAGAGGGUUACGUGGAGCUCUCAUGUUUGUCUUGUUCCUUUUCUAACCCCGAAGGAGGAUCUCCUUUUAAACCCACCCCCCAACGACGCUCACGGCGGACUCCCCCAAAAACCCUUCCCGUAAGCCUUCUCCAGAUCUCUGCAACAAUGGUGUUUAGGGCUCCGAAUUGGAUCCUCUUCGCUCUCGUCGCCCUCUCUCUGUGCGCGGCGGUCGCCUUCGCCGAUGCCGAUGCCGAUGACGGCUCCGAGUCGAAGGAGUUCGUGCUCACACUGGAUCACUCCAACUUCUCCGACGUAGUCGGCAAGCAUGACUUCAUCGUCGUCGAGUUCUACGCCCCGUGGUGUGGCCACUGCAAGAAACUUGCUCCAGAGUAUGAGAAGGCUGCAUCAAUAUUGAGUAGCCAUGACCCCCCUAUUGCUCUAGCAAAAGUUGAUGCCAAUGAAGAAGCAAACAGAGAGCUUGCUACUGAGCAUGAAGUUAAGGGAUUCCCCACCCUUAAAAUCUUCAGGAAAGGAGGCAAGGCUGUUCAGGAGUACAAGGGUCCGCGUGAGGCAGAAGGCAUUGUUUCUUAUUUAAAGAAACAAAGUGGUCCUGCUUCUGCUGAAAUAAAAUCCGUAGAUGAUGCUAGCAAUCUCAUUGGGGAGAAGUCUAUUGUCGUUGUUGGAGUGUUCCCCAAAUUUUCUGGUGAAGAGUAUGAGAAUUUCACAGCUUUGGCUGAGAAAUUGCGUUCUGACUACGAGUUUGGCCAUACUUUGGAUGCGAAGCUCCUUCCACGCGGAGAAUCAUCUGUUGCAGGACCAGUUGUGAGGCUUUUCAAGCCAUUUGAUGAGCUCUUUGUUGAUUUUAAGGAUUUUCACGUUGAUGCCUUGGAGAAGUUUGUUGAAGAAUCUAGUGUGCCGGUGGUCACUGUCUUUAACAAUGAUCCCAGCAAUCACCCUUUUGUGAUCAAGUUUUUCAAUAAUGUUAAUGCUAAGGCGAUGCUAUUUAUGAACUUCACCAAUGAAUUAGCUGAAUCUUUUAAGUCCAAAUACCGCGAUGUCGCUGAGCAAUUUAAAGGAGAGGGUAUAAGCUUUUUGUUGGGAGACCUUGAUGCCAGUCAGGGGGCCUUUCAGUAUUUUGGACUUAAGGAGGAUCAAGUGCCUCUCAUCAUCAUUCAGACUACUGAUGGACAGAAGUACUUGAAAGCAAAUGUGGAGCCUGAUCACAUUGCUCCAUGGGUCAAAGAUUACAAGGCCGGCAAUGUGCCACCAUACAGGAAGUCUGAACCCAUUCCCCAAGAUAACAGUGAGCCGGUGAAAGUAGUUGUUGCAGACACCCUGCAAGACACGGUGUUCAACUCUGGGAAAAAUGUUCUUCUCGAGUUCUACGCCCCUUGGUGUGGACACUGCAAAAAAUUGGCUCCAAUAUUGGAUGAAGUUGCUCUGUCUUAUGAAAGCGAUGCUGAUGUUGUUAUUGCAAAGUUGGAUGCCACAGCCAAUGACAUCCCGAAUGAUCCGUUCGAUGUCAAGGGAUACCCAACUAUAUACUUCAGGUCUGCAAGUGGGAAGAUAGUGUCAUAUGAAGGUGACAGGACCAAGGAGGAUAUCAUUGACUUUAUCGAGAAGAACCGUGAUAAAGCUGGUGAUGCCACCACUGAGGAAGAAGAAAAGAAAGAUGAACUAUAAGUAAAGGAUGAGCUGCCAUAGGACACUGAGUAUACUCAGCUCCAUGCUUGUCCAAUGUAGGGAGUUGUAAUACUUGAGGACACUGCAAAAUCAGAAGUCAACUCCCCUCCUCCAAGUCCCCAGUUUCUUUUUUUCUUCCCAUCUUCUCAUGCUUAGUUCGUUUUGUUUUCCUUUUUCAAAUAAAACAGGAGGGGCUUUAGGUAUCUGUAGAGGAGACAUGUUUACAUUUCUCGGCAUAGUGUUAGGAAUUAGGGUAUAAGAUGUAUGACAGUGAUGAGCAUCUUUAAUUUAAAGAGUUUCUAUCUAUGCGGUUUGAAGCUUUUGGCCACAUGCCGUUCA